This is a messenger RNA of Dalotia coriaria, 4553 nucleotides long. It is a transcript of the gene Pld, whose product is annotated as Phospholipase D. Gene Ontology annotation, cellular component: intracellular membrane-bounded organelle. The coding region runs from base 583 to 3963 and encodes 1126 amino acids. The record is from RefSeq and is a predicted model, not a curated record. Gene Ontology annotation, biological process: phosphatidic acid biosynthetic process; phospholipid catabolic process; regulation of vesicle-mediated transport. Gene Ontology annotation, molecular function: D-type glycerophospholipase activity; phosphatidylinositol binding. Lineage: Eukaryota; Metazoa; Arthropoda; Insecta; Coleoptera; Staphylinidae. The transcript is spliced from 8 exons.
UAUCGUCAGUGGCCGCGUUGGUACCGGUGGCAGCUAUGUAAGUGCGCUGUGCUGACUCAGUUUCCUUUUAAUUUUUUCCAAGUGCAAGUCAAAAGUAUGACGACAUUUCGACGCACGCCUUAAUGCAAAUAGAAAAGCUAGUAUCAUUUGUAUGAAUGUAGUGCUAACAUUCCUGCUACAUUCAAAGUAUUCAACAACUUGUCGCUUGUAUUCUUCGUCUUCCAAGUUCCGAAUGUUCUGAAUAUUUCGAGUGUUGAGUGAAUAAAAUAGAGCGGCUCGCAAGUGUUAGUUCCGACGUUCGUUGGUUUAGUUUGUGUAGAAGUUGAAAAGUGCGCCUAACUGGAGUAGCGAACGUAUCUGCACUUAUUAUACCACGCAAAACAGUUCAAAUGGUUCAAAGUUUUACGAUUGCUCAACGUGCUCAACAAUAAACAUGGUGCUAUUCACACGUAUUAGAUAACGUCCGUUCAACUUGUUGCAGUCAUCGCGCACAUUGCCAAAAACAACAGUAUGUUUAGGUUCACGUGAAGGAAUUCUGCAGCACCUAGCAGGAAAUUACAUCGCCCAUUGUAACAGAACAACAUGGAAACCGCCGCCGGCACGGAUGCGAGCAAUAAUGCGAAUGAUGUAAACCGCGUCUCACUUAAUAACGGCCAUGAGACACGUCCAGGAUCGCCACAUGCAGGAUCUGAUGCUGAGUUUGAUGAUAACUUGGCUGUGCCUGAGUCUCUUUCUAUUGAAGGGCAUGACACUCAUGAUUCCUCAACUAAUGGCAGGAUACCAUUUAAUGUGGUCCAUCAGCCACUGGACAAAACCAAGCGGCCUUUCAAUUACAUCAAAGACAUGCCUAUUGUGGUCAAAUUUACAUCUUAUGAAAGACACAAUACAACGAAUUUAAUAAAUCCUAAUUUAUAUACCAUUCAACUUUCACAUGGACAUUUUACAUGGACGAUUAAACGACGAUACAAACACUUCUUGGAGCUACAUAAUAAACUAACGUUUUUUAAAGCUAGUUUGAAUAUUCCAUUUCCAACAGUUGCGCAUAAACGCCGGAGGGAAAGCUAUAAACAUACCAUUGAAAGACAGCAAUCACAAACGAAUGGGGUUGCUGCAGGAACAGCGAUUCCACCAAAGGAACAACAGAAAGAAUUGAGGUUGCCUAGAUUUCCAAAGAAGCCUGAGAUGUUAAUUUUACACGAACAACUGGACGAUCGAAUGAAACAUCUUGAAGAAUAUCUCAGUAACCUGCUACGAAUCAGUAUAUAUCGAUAUCACGAGGCUACAGCUGAGUUUCUUGAAGUAUCACGAUUAUCUUUCAUUCAUGAUCUUGGUAUAAAGGGCAAAGAGGGUUUAGUAAAGAAAAAAUUUGGCAGUACACAGCCUGGUCAAGCUGGAUGCAAUUGUUUUGGAUGUUGUACAGGAGCAUGUUGUUUAAGAUGUAAAUAUUUAUGUAAAGAUGUAAUCUGUCCGUCAUUCCGUUCUCGCUGGUUCUUCCUCAAAGAUACAUUCUUUGGUUACAUGGACCCAAAAACCGGCGAAGUAAAGUCAAUUAUUCUCUACGAUCAGGGUUUUGAAGUGGCUGCCAGUAUGUAUAAUACCGGCCUUCAUAAAGCAAUACAAAUCCAAACAUUAAGUCGGCAAAUUAUUUUUAAAUUGUCUUCCCGCGGUCAACGCAAAGCAUGGCUCGAAGCACUCAAAUCAGUCGCCGAAAAUGAGGCAAAAGUAUUCACUGCAACGAAUGCGAAUCAUUCAUUUGCUCCCCUGAGGCAUCACACCGAAGCCAGUUGGUUUGUUGACGGGCAAGGGUACAUGUCUGCGGUUGCAGAUGCGAUGGAAGCAGCCCAGGAGGAAAUAUACAUUGCUGAUUGGUGGUUGAGUCCAGAAAUUUACCUCAAGCGACCCAUGUUUGAAGGAGAACACUGGCGUUUGGAUAAAUUACUUAAACGCAAAGCUGAGGCUGGUGUGAAAAUUUACGUGUUACUGUAUAAAGAAUUUCAGUAUGCGCUGGGUUUAAAUAGUUAUUACAGUAAACAAACACUGUCUGCUAUGCAUGAUAAUAUUCAAGUGUUGCGCCAUCCUGAUCAUGCAAAAGUUGGUGUUUUUCUAUGGGCGCAUCAUGAAAAAAUUGUGGUGGUUGAUCAAAUGUACGCGUUUUUGGGUGGGAUUGAUCUAUGUUACGGUCGAUGGGAUGAUCAUGAACAUCGAUUAACUGAUUUAGGCAGUAUUACACCUACAGUUGAUAUUUCCACAUUGAAAAAACGCACAUCAACAGUGCCUGCAGGGGAUAAUUUUUAUCAGAUGCCACAACCGCACACAAUUCAAACUGUGGUUAUUGAAGAACCAUCCGAUAAUGAAUCAACAGCUUCGGCUGAUUCAGUUGAUGCCAGGCCACAGUUACAACCAGGAGAUCAAUUAUUGAUGCCUGGAUUUAAGCCUAGUUCACGGAUGAACACUCCGGAACCAGAAAGGAAAAAUCCAUUGACAAAAAUCACACAGAAAGUAAAACUUAAGGGGAAAGAAUUGGUGAAUAUGGUUUAUACACAAGGAGAAAAUCAAGUUGUUCCAGCUAUUGAAGACGAUAAUGCCAGUGCCAGGAGCAAACGGCAGACUGAUUCGUAUGAAAAUAACGCAGGUGCUAAAUAUUGGAUUGGCAAAGAUUACUGUAACUUUAUUGUUAAGGAUUUUGCUGAACUGGAGUCACCAUUUACGGACAUGAUAGAAAGAGUAACCACACCUAGAAUGCCAUGGCAUGAUAUAGGUGUCUUUGUGCAAGGACCAGCUGCUCGUGAUGUCUCGCGUCAUUUUAUCCAGCGUUGGAAUGCGACAAAAUUAGAUAAAGCCCGAAUAAGCUCGAAUUAUUCAUACCUACUGCCAAAAUCAUAUCACACCAUUGAGGAGAAGAUCCACUUUGGCGCUUUAAUCAAAAACAGAGUACAGUGCCAAGUAUUGCGGAGCUCCAGUUCGUGGUCAGCUGGAUUUCUAGACCCACAGACUGUAGAACAAUCUAUUCACACUGGAUAUGUUAAUGCCAUCAACUCGGCGGAGCAUUUUAUUUACAUUGAAAAUCAGUUUUUCAUUUCAUUGCCACAAGGACACUCGGAUACGUACAAUUUAAUCGCGGAGACUUUGUUCAGAAGAAUUCUACGUGCUUAUAAAUGUAAUGAAGUAUUCAGAGUUUAUAUCGUCAUGCCAUUGUUACCCGGAUUUGAAGGAGAAGUUGGCCAGAAAACCGGAACAUCGUUGCAUGCAAUCACACAUUGGAAUUAUGCAUCAAUUUCAAGAGGUAAGGAUUCAAUACUGCAGCGAUUGAAAACAGCCGGUGUUGAAGACCCCUCGAAAUAUAUUAGUUUCUACGGGUUGCGAAACCAUUCCGUCUUGAACAACGAACCAAUCACCGAAUUAAUUUACGUACACUCGAAACUGAUGAUCGUCGACGACAAAAUGGUUAUUUGUGGCUCGGCGAACAUCAACGACCGUUCUAUGAUCGGCAAACGUGAUUCAGAAAUUGCAGUUGCGAUCAGAGACGAAGAAUUUGACGAGGGCGUUAUGAAUGGAGUGAAAUAUCCGUGCGGCAAGUUUUGUGGUACGCUGCGUAAACAUCUCUUCAAGGAACAUUUGGGUUUGCUAGGAAGAGAACACGAAUAUAUUGAUAUAGACGUGGAAGAUCCUGUUAGUGAGGCAUUCUACAAAUUCGUGUGGCAAGACACUGCCUCGCUGAACACUGAAUUCUAUGAGAAAGUGUUUCAUUGCAUACCUUCAAAUGAGGUAAAAACCUUUUCUGAUUUGAAGGAAUAUUUAUCACGCCCGCCUUUGUAUACUACCGAACUAACUCGAAGUCUAAGAAUGUUGGAGGAAAUUAAGGGUCAUUUAGUUAAUUUCCCACUGGAUUUCUUAUGCAAUGAAUUAUUAACUCCAAGUUCUGGUACAGUGGAAGGAAUGAUGCCGACGGCUUUGUGGACUUAGGUUUGUUGUACAGAAGUAUGUCUUCCGUCAAUAUUAUACUUCCAUUUUGAUGUUAUAAGUUUAAGCGUCUAACGGCCUUACCUCGAUAGAUUAAGUUAUCGCGCGUACUUUUUCAAAUUUCAGUGCUUUUAAUUAAUUUAUCAUGUAGAUUCUAUUUUAUGAUUUCCAGUUUAUCAGUAUUCUUAUAUUUACAGUAAUUUGUAAACCAUCGAAACGUAAGCUUUAAAAAAAUCAAUUGUUAAUUAUAACAGCAGGGAAUGAGGUCUUAUAAGUGCACCGCCAGUAAUUUAUACUAAUUUUAACAUUGUUUUUAUCAUAUUUAUGUUGUGAUUUUAUUUUGCAUUUAUUUUUACGUUUUGAAUGCGUUCAAGACUAAAUAUCAUAAGUUGUAACGAAUAAGCAAUAGACGGCGCUACCAUGCUGUUUCAGUGCAAUAACUCUUAAACGUGAGCCACUGGUGAUCCGAUUCUUACAAGUAAACAAUCAGUCAAGGCCAAGCCAACGUACAUAGUACAAUCUACAGAUUUAUUGUUGUUAUAUUUGAUACAGGUUAUUUGUAUUGUACAAGAAUAUAAAAGUUAGUUUGAGAA